AAGCAAAAAGAGUGUGCUGUUCUAAUACAAGCUACUUACAGAGGCUAUUCUACUAGAAAAAAAUUAACUAGAGCAAACAAUGCAUUUUCCAAAUUUCAUAAAACUUACAGGUAA
This is a messenger RNA of Physella acuta, 114 nucleotides long. RefSeq names its product IQ calmodulin-binding motif-containing protein 1. The record is from RefSeq and is a predicted model, not a curated record. Gene Ontology annotation, biological process: cilium assembly. Gene Ontology annotation, molecular function: calmodulin binding. Lineage: Eukaryota; Metazoa; Mollusca; Gastropoda; Physidae. Gene Ontology annotation, cellular component: cilium.